AUGACCCAGAACCUCAGUAGCGGCUCCCCCGCGGGCACCCCCAAGAGCCACAAUAAAGCGGCGGGCCGGGGACACGGCGCCGGGGGUGGCAGGUACGGCAGGGCGACGGCGGCGGCCACAACAACAACAACUCUCACCAGGCAGCGUGUCGGACGCGGGGGCGAAGCUCCCUGGGUCCCGCGGAGUGGCCUGUCCCACGCAUGUGCCCGACGUGGGUUGGGGGUGGGUAGUUAUGAGGCGGGAAAAAGGGCUUCAAGGCUCCCCGGCGGGGGUAGGUGGGGGGGGGGCUCGCUUGCGAACUCUGCUCUUUGUAAAGGAAAUAGCCUGCAAAUAAAAAUUGCUAUUAAGUGGAAGACUGGCUGGGCUAGAACCUUCACACCCUGAGGCGCUAGAUUUUUACUUGCAAGGACUUUUCUUUUUGAGGGGCAGCAGGGUGGAGCCAUGUUAUUUUGGCGAGGGGGGCCUUCACAGUAUGUCAUUCAGUGGUGGUGGUGGUGGUGGUGGGUUGUUGCACUUUCCUGGCCCGGAGAGAACAGAAGCAGGACGGCGCCUUGCUAGAGCUCCUCACUUGCCCUCCUCCUCUUGGGGAAGCGACAGUCAGGAUUCCCAAUUGUUUUGUGUCGUCUCCUACUUGCUUGGGUUCUUGCUGAGGGGGGCUGCCUUAACUUGAUUAAUUAAUCCUCCCUAUCACUCCCCCACCAUUCUGCUUUGGGAAGGGCAAGAAAGUGAGCUGAGGCUGCUCUUUGCAGUCACCUCCUCAGGUGCCAGGACAGAAAGCAUCAUAGUCCAGCCACAGUCUGCUUAUUCUGUGUGAGCGAUAGAGCGAUUAAGAUUCCUCUUGGUGUCAUAAACUCAGAUAUAUAAGCUAAUCGCUAAAUGGCAUCUUAAACCUAGGUUAUGACUGCCACAACAGAAUGUCUAGGUGCCAAUCUUUUUUAAACAAUGAGCCUUAUUCAUAGCUGUCAACUUUUCCCUUUUCUUGCGAGGAAUCCUAUUCGGAAUAAGGGAAUUUCCCUUAAAAAAAGGGAAACAUUGACAGCUAUGGCCUUAUUGUUUUAAUUAUUUUUCAUUUCAUUUCUAUACCACUUGAUAUAUUAAAGAAAAACAUCAAAGUGGUUUACAACACAUGAAAACAUCAAUUGAAACAACCCAGAAUAAAACAAAUUUAAGUUUCAAAGAAAACAUUUCAGAUCCCUCUCUAAGCGACAUUUUGCUUUCCCCAGAAUUAUUUGCCUACUUAAUUUAUAUAGCUGCCCCAUAGUAGAAGUACUCUAGGAAGUCAGUGUACUGUAGUGGUGUCAGACCAGGACCUGGGAGAUCAGGGCUCAAAUCCCCAUUCAUUCAUGAAGCUCACUGGAUGAUCUUGGGCCAGUCACAACCUCUUAACCUACCUCACAUGGUCGUUGUAGGGAUUAACUGAGAUGGGGAGGUGAACCAUAUACUCCUUGGAGAAAAACGUGGGUUAUAAAUGCAGUAAAUAAGGUCAUCUGCUUACCUGCUUAAGAAAGCAGGAGGGGCCAGACAGAUGGAGAUGUCAGUCACCAACCUGGCAAUCCAGAGAUCUCCACAGGGUUGCAAUUGGACCCGCGCCAGUCAUAAAACAUGCCUGGCUAAUUUUGGACACUGUUUCUCAUUGCUAGGUUGCCAAAAGAGAGAAGGCAGGUAGGCAAGUGCCUUGCCAUUGUCAAUUAGCCACAUGAUUUUCGGGGUGGGGGCAGCCACUUCUACUUUGCUGCCUACUCACUCUAGGUUCUGGGUCUGAUUCCCACUCCUCUCUGCCCAGAGGGAGAGGGCAGACUAAGGAAUGGAGGGAGCUGCUCUUUUGAACUGCUGUUUGUUUACCUGGGCUGGGGAGGAGGAGCAGGUGCUGCUGUCACCACAGGCAAAGCUCCAGGGGACCUUUCUUUCUGGUAGCUGAUUGGAGAAUGGCACAGAUAGGCCAUCCCAAGAUGCUGAGGCUUUGGCAUCUGCUGUACAGUACUACCCCACUCCCCGUGGGAAAGCAUUAAAAACAACAUUUCCUAUCUGUAAUCUGAAGAGGUGCAACUCAUCUACCGCCUCAGGAUCCCUCUUCCCAGCUCAUACUGAAUGUGCACACAGAUCCACAGCUAUCCUUUGGGAUCAGAGUCAUUCUUAAAUUCCACAGCUCCUGUCACUCAAGUCACAGCAUUUUUAGGAUGAGUAUAGUGACAGAUAGAAACAAACCAGGUGGAACUUAGUGAAAUAUUCUAAGGCAAAUUGUAUGUUAACAAGGGGCCAGCCAGAUAUUUUUGUGCACUUGCAAGCAUGGCACUAUAAGGGUGACUGCUUUACUGUGUGUAAAGCCCUUGUACUCUUUAUUAGAAGUGUGUUACUAACUUUUGUUGCUUAGUAGCUGUUGACUGCAAUACUUAAUAGAAUUCCAUGCAUCUUUUAGAAAGCCAUCCAAGAUAGGCAGUUCUUAGAGAAAAAGAUUCCAUAAUUAUGCAUUGUGUAAAGUACACUCUUUCCUGAUCUGUUUUAAGAUGGACAAAUCACCUUCACUGAUUCGGUACUGUCCUAAUGUGGAUUUUGGAUUUUUUGUUAUGUCUUGCCCAGCUACGGUUUGUGCACUUUCACUGUGUGAUCCUGAGCUCUAUUAUAUGAGAGAGAGAGCGCACAAGCAAUUAAUCUUCUAACAGUCCACAAGAUAAUUUCUCUUCAAAACCUAUGAAAUUGUUUGAUAAUUAUGGAAAUCAAGCACAUUAUUUUGCAUGGGCUUUUUUCAAAAAGCUGAAGAAUGUUUAUAGAAUUAAGUAUGGUGUGAAGAAAGAGGGAUAGAGGGAAGUUUCUCUCACGUAAUACUGGACUCUCGCAUAAUACCAAUGCAGCUGAAUGGACAGAUAAAAGAAAGUACUUUUCAUACAGUACAGGCCAGUCAAGAAGAGGUCACUGGUAUAUGAGGAGGCCCAUAGCCUUCUGAGGGCCCAGAUGUUUUAACCUGGGCUGCUAACGUUGCUGUGGUUAUUAUGUGAUAACCACAACAAAUAUUCUUGGAAUACACUGCUUGCCCCCCCCCCCCUUUAACAGUUUUUAAUCUUGAAUUUAUUCAAGCAUGGACAUAUGAACUUUGUUUGCUAUACAGUGGUACCUCGGGUUACGGACGCUUCAGGUUACAGAUUCUACUAACACAAAUAGUACCUUGGGUUAAGAACUUUGCUUCAGGAUGAGAACAGAAAUUGCAUGGCGGCGGCGUGGCGGCAGCAGCAGUGGGAGGCCCUAUUUGUUAGGAUAUUUCCGUUCCACCUUAAAAGGGAGCAGGCUGUGAGUCACAGAGUCUGCGUAUUUCCUGUUCACAGGAUGUUUAUGUUUUCUGUUGCUUUCGUUUUUCUCUCUCUGUGUCGGAGACACUGACGCAGGUAGUCAUGUCUUUCUUUCUUCUGAUCAACGCUGAAUAAAACUUGUAAAUAAUGCUCUCCUGAGUGCGACUUUUGCUGUGACUAUCUGCUGAUAGAGUGUGCAUGAGCUCUGGAAUGUGGCAAGAUAUUUUCUAGAAACUCAUGUCACUAAUUGCUGAUACUGCGUGCCUACAGGAGAUCGAUGGAUCGUCUGGCAGACGGCUUGGGGCCAUGAUGGACUUUGUCUCCCUGGCAGUAUCCCAACACUAUUAGCUAAAGUGGUACCUCAGGUUAAGAACAGUUUCAGGUUAAGAACGGACCUCCGGAAUGAAUUAAGUUCUUAACCCGAAGUACCACUGUGAAUCUAAAAUCGGUUUUGACUUCCCCUCUUCCAUCUGAAAUACCACACCUGGUUUUGUACUGAAUGUACUGUAGCAUUGCUAGCCUAAGAAUAAUUAACAAUGACAUAAAUAAUUUAUACCUUAUGUGCCUUUCCAGCUGUGUGACAGGCAGAUGUUUGUCUCUUGGUGCUGUGCUGCCCCGCAUUGCAGCCACGCCAGGCUGACAGCUGGAGAUGUUAGGUGUCAAACCUGGUUUCUAGACAUCUCUACUGCCUCACAAACAGCCGUUGCCUGUUGUGAAAUGUGACUGGUACCUGACUAAUUUUGAAUGCUGCUUGAAAGAGGAAAAACAAUGUAGACAACGUGAUUUUUAUUACUGGGAAACUCUAGUUAAGAGUGUAGAUUUGGAGUUUUCCAGAGCUGCUGGCUGGCUGCAUCAGGAAGGAGGGAGGUCCUUAUCAAAUGAGGUAAAGGCUAUUGAGGAGGAGUGGUCUUCUUUACAUAGGCAUAACACUCCCUUCCUGGAAAGUGAAACUAAUCUUGCACUUAGAGGUUGACUGCUGCAAAGAGUCCCAAAGAAAGCUGAAUCUAAAGCUAUGAAUUCUAAACCAUCAGAUUAUCAAAGGCAGUCAGAAUGAAGUUGGUGAGUUUCUUUUGAGUUUCUUGACACUCAUAAGACAUGGGAAUUCUGCCAGAAUUAAUGUUGGUUAGAAUUUUUUUUUGAGAAGUAUGAUGUAAAGGUUCCAUUCUUACUAUUGAUAAAGCUGGAUUAAAUUAGCAAUAUUAUUAUUAUUAUGCUGCCUGUUAUUAUGCUUUUUAUUAUGUUUUUAUUUUUGAUGCUCUGUAAAAUGUGUUUGUAAUGCUGUACACUGCCCUGGGAUCUUUUGAUAAAGGACGGUAUAUAAAUUUAACAAUCAAUCAAUCAAUCAAUCAAUAACACUUUAUACACUUGCAGGACAUGGAAGCAAAUACAGAUUUAGUUCAUAGUUUUCACUGUUUGCACUAAAUAUAUGCUAAAUUAGAUCACUCUCCCAGACAUCAGGAAAUUUUCUAGUGCAAACUUAAAAAUCGCUAAUUUUGCUAGGAUUCAACCCACAUAACUUGCUUUAAUCUGAGUGCUGAGCCCCAAAAAAGUGCCACAAGGCAAAAGCAGAUUCAAAAUUCUAAUAAUUACUAGCAAGUCAUGCUUAGUUCUGAAUGCUUAGGGCACUGGAAAGAAAAAAGGAGCUCGGGUUCUUAGCUGCAAUGACAAUCUGUGGGUCUUAAGUGAAGAUGUGGUGUUCGAAAACAAAUGUAACUUCUGGAGCUAAGUAAAAGUACAGUGUGUGUGCAAUAACUGAUUUGACUUUAUCUUGAAAGCGUUGAGACAAUUCCCAAAGAGUAUGCCAAACAGAAUUGCAACUGUACCACAAGAAAAAGUAAAGACAAUUAAUCGGACUUUGGGCUCAAAGUAUCUGCCUAUGGAUGAGGCUUCCAUUUGCCUGAUUCACUGUUCAGGUCUUCUUGCCGGGCUGGGUAAUUAUGCCACAUCUCUGUAUUGUGUGUGUUUGGCUCAAUCAGUCAAUUCCUGACAUUCAGACAAACUACAGAUUACAUGGCUCUGGAAUGAGGCUGCUAGAAAGUAACCAAGGUCAGAGCAUGGAGGAGGCUGACAGGAAGGAACCAAGGCCAGGAGAGUGAACUAUGCAAAAACACAGAGCAGCCUCCUAUAAAUGUAAGCUAAUUCUGCUUUGAUGCACACUCUAGGCUUGCCUCCUACACACACACACACACACACACACACAGCAUGCAAUGUACUUUUCUUACUCUUACAAACUUCUUACAAAUUAUUCUUACUCUUACAAACCUCUUACAAGUUAUUACUUGUGCAUUGUUUUUCAGGUGUAAUAGUAAAGUGUACCUCCAUUACUGGAAGUCUGAGAAAUACUAGGCUAGACUCUGCAGGUGUGGAUGCAGAGGCCCUGUUCUGUAUCCACAUCACUAUGCAUUGAAGGUGGGAUGCAAUGAACUUUUUUUGUGUGGGGGGGUAUCUGAUCCCAUUGUGGAUGUUCAGUUUGUGACAUGAGUAGGAGUGGUUCUGUGAAUGUGAACAGAAGCUGUGGUUUCAAUAGUCUGAUUGUGGUUCCACUAUCUCAUAUAUUCCACAAGUUAUGACACAUUUGCCCAAAAGGCUUGCCACUGCAUGACACCAGAUUGUCAAUACAAAAUGCUAUCUGCCCAAACAUAUUUAGAAUCUAUCCUUUUGACUUGACCUCUCAUUUGAUAUACAAGUUAAGCAGUAUGUUUGUAUAGGUAGUAUUUUCAUGAACUUGUUUUUUCUCUUAUAGGAACGGCUCUAUUCUUGACUACUUCAAACCAUCUCCAAAUCAAGGUAAGCAAAUCUUUCUGUUUAUAAAAUGUCUAGUACAGUAUUGAGCUGUGGAGCUCAUCACACAUUACUCUUUACUGUGAAAAGCAUGAAUAUAGGUGUAUAUUAUAGUAUAGGUGAAAAUUGCACAGUUCUGAUUUAUUGCAUGUCUGGAAGCAACUGCUCAUGCAUCACAUUCUGCCAGGCUCCCUUUUUACCAGGCAGAGGAAGGGGCAAAUUUCAUAGCUGGUGACAAGUCUCCCACAGUACUGGGAAUGAGAUCAUGCCAUGCAUUCUCUUGAUUUGGAUACCUUGGUUAAUCCCUGGCAGUAGUUUCACAGCCUUGUGUUGAUGGGCAGCAGGCUUCUAAGCACUGGGCAUGUCUAUAAUCUUGUUCACAUCAGGAAGUGUAACCAAUGUGAAGCUUACUAAACAUGAAAAUGAACUACCAGACAUUUGAAUUGCAUUUAAAGUGUCUUUACUUUUCAAAAAUCCAACAGAUUUUUGGAGUGAUUUGAUUGGUCAAGAUUACUAUGAGAGCCACUGCAGUAUUUGGAUGAGGAUGAUUAUGGUGUUACCAAUCUUGAUUGCUAUUUAUUAAUGUUUAUUUAACAAUUUGUUUUUAAUGGUUGGAAACUUGAGUUUUAUUUUUAAAAGUUUGACCUAAACCAGUCAUCCCCAUUGUGGUUUCUUCCAGAUGUUUUUGGACCACAGUUCCCUUCAUCCUUGAUCAUUUGCCAUGCUGGCUGAGGCUGAUGGGAACUGGAGUCUAAAACGUUUGGAGGGUUCUAGGGCGGAGAAGUUGAUCUAUGCUGUCUGGUAGGAUCUCUUCAGGUUUAUUCUUUGCUUCUCAAUGACAUGAUGUGGGGGGGGGGUCAAGCUAGCCACAAGCCUUGGUUUGGACAUAAUGUGAAGCCAGCUCUAGUUUGUUUUCUUCCCAGCGUGGCAACAGCAGGAGCGACUUUGGAACUUUUGAGCAGCAUGCAUUAGCACUGUGCUCAUAGUUUAAAAUAAACCAUGGUUUAAUGCAGGGUUCUUCAAACUCGGCCCUCCAGAUGUUUUUGGCCUACAACUCCCAUGAUCCCUAGCUAGCAGGACCUGUGGUCAGGGAUGAUGGGAAUUGUAGUCUCAAAAAACAUCUGGAGGGCCGAGUUUGAGGAAGCCUGGUUUAAUGUGUUGUGUGAAGCAGUUUUGAGAUUCUGGUAUUUUUUUAUUAGAGUCAAACCUUGAUUCCUGAACAGCUCCGUUUUGGAACGUUUCGGCUCCUGAACGCCGAAAACCUGGAAGUAAAUGCUCCGGUUUUCAAAUAUUUUCCAGAAGCCGAACAUCCGACAUGCCUUCCGCUUGAGUGUAGGAAGCUCUUGCAGCCAAUUGGAAGCCGCGCCUCAGUUGUUGAACAUUUCAGAAACUGAAUGGGCUUCUGAAACAGAUUACGUUCAACAACUGAGGUUUGACUGUACUAACUUUCUGCUUUGUUCAGCAUUUGUUGAUGAAGACAGAACUCUGUUAAUGUUUUUCAGAAAAAAGAAAUGGGAAAGCUGGGCUUUCAGUCUCACAUACGGAGCAUCUUAGAAAAAGCAUAUUAUCUCCAAAACAGAAGAGAAGGAAGAAGUUGCCAAUUCCACCACCCAAUCGGAGUCCUUUAAUUGAGGCCUUUCUCAGAGGUGCUAAAUCUGAGAAAAAGGACUGUCCAGAUAAUGGAAUUUUUAUGACAUCAAAGGUUUUGCAUCCCAAAGCUGUUGCUCGGCAACUCUUCACAACAGAUGGAUCCUCAGACUGUUCUUUCAUAUUAAAAGAUAAUAUAUGCACAAAAAACCUUGAAAAGAAUGAAAUAUCUACUAUUCGAACAAGGACACCAUUAGUAGAAAAUAGUAGAGAAUGUAAUAUGGAUUACAUGGAACUAGACACAGCUGGUUCAGGCUUGACUAAAUGGGCUUCAACAGCAGAAAAUGACAGUUUGAACAAGGAUAACCACACAUACUAUCAAAAAAUGGGUUGUUUGAAGAUACCACAGUUUAGCCCAAUUAGUUCUUCAUCCCAGUUGUUGUCGGAAGUUGUUUGCAGGGAGAGACAAGUGAAGGAGAAAAAGAUGCUAUCUAAGCAACAACCUUUUGACUCCGUAAAGAAAUCCUUGGAAGUUAGCUUUUCUAACCAGGUAUGUUAAAGGGGGUAAUAAAUACCAAAGCAAUGAAGUUUUUAAAUGUAGCAUUCACAGUAUUAUCCAGUUAUGAAAUAGUAAGUAUACCUUCCUGCUCUGGUCACUUAAUAUUUAAGUUACUGUUUGGGGAUUUUUAAAUAAUAUGAACUUUGGGGCUCCUUUAAGCUAUUUACAGUCUUAAGAUUUGGAAAGUAAUAGGCCUUGAUGUGGCAUUGCCUUUAUUUUAGCAAGGGUGCUGCCUCUUUUAUUUCAGUUUCAUGCUAGUUUAAGUAUGACCAGCCUCUGUAUUUUCAAGGCUGCUGUACUCUCCAGAAAGUUGUCAGGAAGUAUGUAUUGCCACACAAACUGAUUUCACACAUAGACAGUUAAAGUCUGUUAUGGCUAUUAACUGUGGACAGACCAGGAAUCCCCUUUAAAAACAAUCUUACAUGUUUGCUUAGGUAUGCCUGAGGCUGUACUUGGUAGUUGCUCUUGGAACUAUUAUGGGAUGACUUAGCACUUACACAAGUGCCAGUCUGGGGUGGGGGGUGGAGAGACUCUAGCUGCUACCAACUCAUUCAUCAUUUACAUCCAAGUGAGUGUCAGUUCUGGGUAUCCAUAAAUAAUCAAGAAUCUACUGACACAAGCAUACUUUACUACAUACUGGUGGCUUUCCAACUUAGUACUUGCCUUUUACAUUACAUCAAGCAUAAUGUCCAGAAUUUAGGAAGACUUUGUGGAUUGGUCAGAAAACUAGACAGGGCAAACAAAACAUUAAUGAUCUACUCAGCAAAACUAACUUCAGAUAUUAUUAAACACGCCUCCCCAAAUAAAAUUGCAUUUCUGCCUACUACUAUUUAUUUGCCAUAGAAAUUAUGGAGAUUAGGAAACAAUAGUGUACAAAGAAUCUAGUUACCUUGGCUACCUUACUGUUCGGAAGGUUGUAACUGUCUUGGUUCAUAUCAUUUGCAUGUGAAAAUGUGCAUAAGUUUACAUUUUUCCUUAAAUGCAACAUGAGCUGUCAGAAACCUAAGGUUCAAUCAUCACAGCAAACUUGGCCGGUUAUGCUAAAAUGACCUGUGGAUGCUUCCACAUGAUAGUUUAUUGUAAAUGCAGUGUUGUUCGUGCUAGGAAGCUUUUUGUGGUGUCCACAUGAUGUCAUAAAAAAAGUUGGAUUUUCCCUUUCAGAAAUUCCAUUACGUAAAAUGUAUGGCCUGCAUUUGAAGUCAGUGCUGGUGUGAAAGCACCUUAGCACUUUUUUUUGGGUGGGCAGUUUUUCAUGAGUGUGGUGAUAUCACUCUGCCAUUUUGUUUCUGGCAGCCCAAAUAAAGCAAUUCACUGAUUGCCCCAUUCUGAAGGCACAUGCAUAGUACCUAUAUCAGCCUCUCUUUAAUUUUUAAUAUGGAAGAUUUAAAUAUGACUGCUCUUGCACAAAAUCUCUCUCUCUGUGUGUGUGUGUGUGUGUGUGUGUGUGAGUGCGCACCUACCCCAAGAGGAUAUAAACAGGGCCAAAAGUUGGCAAUGAUUGCUAAGCAAUGUGAGGAAGGAGCUGGAGUAGGAUGACAGGAUGUGGCUCACAGAGACCUUACUGGGCAGCUGAAAGAAUGAUGGUGGCUGUAGCCAGGUCGGGGUGGUGGCAGCCUGUUUGGGAGGUGCGCUGCAAGGAGUUCCCUUAACCAGCUGGUUUUAGUGUUCAAAAUGUUUCUGGGUUGGAUGAUCUAUAGGAAAUUAAAAGCAGUAGAAUGCAUGAAACAGAGUAUGAUGGAAAUGAAUAUAUUUGUGCUACAGUAUCAUGCCCCCUCCUGCAAGCAAAGAACUCCCCCCCCCCGCACCAAUACUUCCAGUUUUGUCUACUGUGACACAUGCUGGUAACAUUUGCUCUUGGGUUUUUCCUGGGGGGUUUUUAAAAGGGAAAAUGUGUGUGUACAUGUACACAUUGUAUGUCAGUGGCACACACAGGAAAAAAUUGAUCUGAAUACCCUGUUUGUGAGAACACCCUCCCUUGGAAGGACCCUGAAUAUGCAAUUUCCCUUUCCUGCGUCAACAUCCAGGUUGAAGUCUGUAUCAAUGAAUCCAUUAUUAAUGAUAAGUUAAAAUAUUUGAUAGAGUUCCCCGUGACUUGGAAGAUUCACUUUCCACAUCAUGUGUGUGCUUUGUUCAUAGAAAUCUCUGCCAAGCUGGACAAAACAGCUUUUUCCUCUGAGGUUUUAGAGCUGAGAUAUCUAUAUAAAAGUUACAAAGAAAACAGUUGUGUUUAGAUGCAGCCAUAAUCAUUGAAGCAUUUUCCUUAUCUCUGCGAUUUGAGUGGUUAGCCACAUCCUUCCUGCUUUGGGGAUGAAGAGAUGUAUGAAUCUCAUAGUAUUGUCUUGCAUUAAACAAGCCAGUGCUAUGAGGAUAAUAUGUGUGCCUACAUCCUAUUUACUGGAAUCACAUAGGCAUAUGAGAGAGCCCUGGCCACAUGAGAGGGAAACAAAGAGCAUGGUGUAUGAUUACUGCCAGGUACUUAUUUACAGGGCCACAUAUCAGCGUUCAUUUUUAGCACAAAGGCAAAAGAAAUCUAUUUUAAGUUUAGGCUUUUCAUUUUCAAAAAUGUGGCCAUUUUUACGUAUUUGAGUCUUCUGCUGUUCAGCAGUCUUGCACAUUUCCUUCAGGACCAUGUGUGGAAUCAAGCUCAAUACCUUCUCACAACUAUCACUAGAAGCAGAUAUCAGGCUUUUUUGAUUCCACAAUACAAGCAGUAGUUUGAGGGGUAUGAAAUAAUGGAGUGAGCUCUGAAAUCGAUCCUCAGUUAUCAGUGUGCUUGCUUGGGUUGCCUAAAAGUAAGAGCAUGCAAAGGCAAGCAAUAGUAGUUAUAGCUGAAAAGUAAGUACUAGAGAUCCAUCUAUAGCUCCUGCCUUCAUCAAAUGUGAGGAACCAUUGGCCCUCCAGCUGUUGCUGAACUACAGCUCCCAUCAUCCUUGGCCAUGCUUGCUAGAUCUGAUGGGAGUUGUAGUUCAGCAACAUAAAAGGCCAUGUAGGUUUUCAGGUUACCUAUGCCUGUCAUUUUUAGCUUCAUUUAUGCAUUCUAAAAGAAAAAUAUGUGGAAUAUACUUUAGGGUCCCAUGACUGCAAAUGAAAAUUUUCACUGUCCCAAAUAAAUACAGUGGUACCUCGCAAGACGAAUGCCUCGCAAGACAAAAAACUCGCUAGACGAAAGGGGUUUUUGUUUUUUGAGCUGCUUCGCAAGACGAUUUUCCCUAUGGGCUUGCUUCGCAAGACGGAAACGUCUUGCAAGUUUGUUUCCUUUGUCUUAACACCGUUAAUACAGUUGCGACUUGACUUCGAGGAGCAACUCAUAGAACGCGGUGUGGUAGUCUUUUUUGAGGUUUUUAAAGACUUUGGUGAUUUUUGAAGCUUUUCCAAAACUUUCCCGACACCGUGCUUCGCAAGACGAAAAAAAUCGCAAGACGACAAAACUCGCGGAACGAAUUAAUUUCGUCUUGCGAGGCACCACUGUAGUUGUGGUGGCUCUUAAGAGUUGAGUUGUUUGCUGUGCCCAUAAAGCAGUAAUACCGUUUAAGGCAUUGUCAAAUCUUUUUUGUCUCUGCUUAUUUGUAGGAUACCAGAGGUCUCUUAACAAAAAGAUCAGACUCUACUUCGCGGGAAUCUUCCUCAGGUACGAACAUAGCAGCUAAUGAUGUAGAAGAAUUGGAACAAGUAGCUUACUGCACUGUAGUAUCUCCCCUAUUGAUGGCUCCAGUUGUAACUAAUUUACAUACAGUAAUCCAGCGUAUAUUUACAUGAAAGUAAGUUCCAUUAUGUUCAGUGGAGCUUGCUGUUAGGUAAGUGUACAUAGGACUACAGCCUGAAGAGCUCUUUAUUUUCUUAAGAUGUUCUAAAUCAGGGGUAGACAAUGUGGUGAUGCCCUCCAGAUGUUGUUGGACAAGGCCAACAAACAAUUCUGGUCAACAGUAUCCACCGACAUCAUGGGCCCAGUUGGCAGUCUAGAUUAAUCCCUUUGAUCUCGAACACCUUGUGAGUCUAAAGUUUUGGUUCCUGAACACCACAAACCUGGAAGUGAGUGUUCAGUUUGUGAAUGUUCUUUGGAACCCGAACGUCCUUUUUGGCAUUUCUGAACGCUUUGGAAGUUGAACAGAAUUCCAGAAUGGAUUCCGUUCGACUUCUGAGGUACCACUGUCAUCCCUUGGAACAUUCUGUUACAUUGACAUUCUAAUCAAACAGAACUUUUUCAAUGAUGUACCACUAUUUUAGAGGCCUUGCAUUAUAUAAUAAUUUUAGUUAAUUUUCAUUUCACAGCUGAAUCCUCUUCAGUGCAAGCUUCAGAAGCAGAAUUUCCUUCAGGAUGGGACUCUGAUGAAAUGAUUAACAUGAGAAAAAGCCAGACCUGCCCAUCAGUACACCCUGACUCAAUACCUUUGUUGGGAAUAUCAAAACAUAAAGAAUAUUCCAGAAAACGAAAAAGGAAAUCUUUAGAAACAGAUUUGAAAAAAUCAAAGAGGUCCAAUGUACAGAGGUUUGAAAAACACAAUUUUAGUAGUUCACUGGAAAAACAUAAUUCUGACUGCUCAAAAAACAGAAUGUCACCUCAUGUUGACUUGCAGGUAGAGGUUAUGACUCCACCUGACAGUAAUUUGCCUCUUUCAAUAGAAUAUAUUGAUACUGAAGAAAAUGGAUAUAACAGUAUGGAUACAACAAAUAAAGAUUGCCAAAUCCAAAUUACAGAUGCCAAAGAGAGUCAGUUACAGACAUUCCCAAAAAUUAAUUUAGAAAAGGUGCUUCCUUUGUUUAAAAAAAUAGACUAUAAAUCCAUUAAAUGUCAAGAAAAAAUAUUUUCCAAACAGUCAACAGAAUCUGAAUCACACAUUCGGCAUAAUAGUUCAUGUGAAGCACUGAAAAUGACAGUUCAUCCGCCUCUCACUUCUACUUUACCUUCAGAAAAUAAUUCUGAGCACCCUGUAUUAUUGGGAGAUAAUGUUCUGUCAUCAGAAGAUUUGGAUCUUGGCACCAUCUCUAGCUCUUCAUCCGAUUUAAAUGAAGGUUCCAAGCCAAGGGCAUGUAUUUUGAACAGAAAACCAAGUCACUUUUGUGAUAGUGAUAUUGAGACCUCUGACAGCAAUAUGGACAGCAGUGAUGAAGAGAUUCUCUUGCCACUUGACCAAAUACUGGCCCAGAGUGCCAGACCAUCUGCAGAAAACCCAGAACAGAGAAAUGAUGAAAAUGGUAAAACAGACACCAUGAGUCCAUCACAGAAGAUUCCUGUAAGUGGUUAAAAAGCUCAUCUUAGUUUAGGAAAUCAUUUGAAUAGUUCACAUGUAAUUAUCUGAGACUAAUAAGCCAUGCUGUAUCAUGUGCUUCUGUGCUUACUCCAUAUUUCUCCUUGUACACUGGGCUUCAGCACUUUUAUUCUUGUUUUUUAAAAAAAACGAAAUAAAAACCCCCCUCAAAUUCCUGUUGCUUCCAGCUGGGGAAACUGAUCUAAACUCUUAUAAACCAGGCUAUGAAACCCAAGAGGAGAGAGGCAAGAAGCGAGCCUGCAGGCACAAGUCUUGUUCUCAGGUUAGAGAACCAUGGUCUGGGAUAACUGAACUGGGCUGUUCUAGCUGUGUCAAAUGUGAAUUUCUCUUGAAGACUGGUAUUUUAUAGCAUGGGUGGGAAAAGUCCUGGGCAGUUUUCCAGAGUUAUUGUCAGAAGUGACACAAGUAAACACAAGCUCAUUCUGGUUUAAUGUUUCAGUUUCAGAAGGAGUAAGCUAUUCUUACUUUGAUAACUACAGUGGUGUUGGUGUGUAUAGUUAGGAUGGGUACUUGCAGGAAUAUAGCAGUCAUGCCGAAACCUUGUUAAAUAGGUAUUAUGACAUGUUGAGAAGUCACAGCUGCUGUUUCGGCUACCUGAGUCUAUGCCCUUCCUCUUUAAAAACAGAAAGGCUAUGUUAUAUUUUCUCAAGUCUGCAUCCAGGCUCGGUUCAUGUGUUUUGGUACCUUAGCUCCUAAUCAGAGCCACAGACAGAUGGCUGAGUUAAAUGGACAUUUCUGAAAAAAAAGUAAAUAAGUCAAAUUAGAAUCAUAGAAUCAUAGAGUUGGAAGAGACCACAAGGGCCAUCGAGUCCAACCCCCUGCCAAGCAGGAAACACCAUCAGAGCACUCCUGACAUAUGGUUGUCAAGCCUCUGCUUAAAGACUUCCAAAGAAGGAGACUCCACCACACUCCUUGGCAGCAAAUUCCACUGUCAAACAGCUCUUACUGUCAGGAAGUUCUUCCUAAUGUUUAGGUGGAAUCUUCUUUCUUGUAGUUUGGAUCCAUUGCUCCGUGUCCGCUUCUCUGGAGCAGCAGAUCUCCAUCAAUUUUCAGGAAAUAGAAAAUAUCCCAGGAAAAUUGCCAGUUCAAAAUCUUCCAGAAAAUCUAUAUUACUUGAGAGAGUUUGUAUUGCCCAUGUGAAGAUGGCACCUAUCUGUUUUAUUGCACCUAUACAUUUUGGGAACCUGUGGUCGUUUUCUAGCUAAAAAGAAGCAGUGUGGUCUUUGCAAUAGAGGAUGUACAACUUACAUACUUUUUGUAUUUUUCCUAGUUUCAAGAUUUUCCUUAAUCUAAAUGGUGACUGAGAACAUGCAAAGUAGUGGUAGCUAAUGGAACAAAAAUACUUCUAUUUUUAAUUUUCACUCUUUGUUUCAGCUUUUCACACCUUCUGUUAAAAAUGUCCAUUACAUGAAUCACCUGGAGGACAUCUUGAAGGAGAAGGAAGCAUUCAGAAGGUAUGUAUGCCCAUGUGUCUCCUAUCCCUAGUAAUGCAAUUUAGGAUCACCCUCCAUAAACAUUAUGUUGAAGAAUGAUAUGACACCCUUGAUGGUAUUGCCUGCAAUGAAUAUACUCACCUUUCACUUAGUAGCAGGCUAUUUCCCCCCAUAUAUGGCAUGAGAAAAGAGUUGAAGUUACAUAAAAUUAGCAUUGUUUUAGUUUUGCACUAUGAAAAUCAUCUUCUAAUCCAUCAGAUACUAAUGGAUAAGUAUCUUCCUGUCUGCAAGGGUCUCCAUUUCUACCUUAAGUCUUUUUUGUAGUUGUCUUCAUUUUGAACUUGUUGAAUUUAAAAUAUGAGAUGGUUUUCAAUGCAUCAAUACAUAAUUUGAUGAAGGCCAUGAAAACACUUGUUCUAGAAGCCUGCUUAAUGUUACAGGGUUUCUAGUGGUUACUAGGCUUCUUCAAAUCUUAUCAGCCUUAAAAAGCAGGAAUAUUUGAAGUUAGUUCCUCACAUGCCAUCUACUAUUUCCAUCCACCAUUCUCUCCUCCAUGUCAUUGUAGUAGAGAUCCUAUUGACUGUCCUGACCUUUAAAACCUAGACAGCCUAAAUUUGCUGUUUCCUAUAGGAAAAAAAUCAGUGCUCAAGUAUCAGUGCAUGUGGAUCUUUUCUGGUUCUAAAAGCCUACACUUUUAUGACCAGAAGAGAACUGUGCUGCAGCUGCCAUAGUGCUAUGUUGCUUUUUUAUGGUAGUAUGGAGUUAUAUGAGAACUGGUCUGAAGUUUAUAGGAUCAGGAAAGGUAUCUAAGAAAGUACGGCUACAUCAACAAAUCAUUGGCAGUGGGGAGAGAGGGAGCUAGCAUGCCAUUUAACUGGUCCUGGGGCAAUUGGCAUUCAUUGUAAUUGCUUGGUUGGUUGAGUCCUGACCACUGAUCAUGCUCUGCUGUGGUUGAUGGGAGUUGUAGUCCAGAACAUCAGGAGGGUACCACACUGUCUACACUGGCUUACUGCAGAGUUUGUACAAAGAAUACAUAUUAAUCUAUUGAUUCCUUAUGAAAUAACAUUAUAAUAGAAAAAAGGACAUGUCAAUGAAUUUUAGCAAUCUGCUCUAUGUUGCUUUUUCUAACUCCAGUAACAAACAGAAAUACCAGAUGCCUGUUUAUAAGAGAGGAAACAUGCCAAUAUUUAAACUUGCUCUAAGAUGUGCUGUUAUAAUCAGAGGCCAAGGUUCUUUUUAAACACCCCUCUCUGCAUUACAGGAUAGAUGAACUAGAGAAGCAGCUACAGCAAGUCAAAUGGGAAGUUCCAAUAAAUGGUCAACAUGAAGAAGACUCUGAUGAUGGUGAACUGUCUGCAGAACACAGGUCUUCUAAUUAAUCCUUUUCUUGUGAUUAUACUCAAUGAAAUACUGUUUGUCUCAUUGACCACUGUAAUCUACCCUUCUACUGGCUUUCCAAAAAAUUCCUUUAAUUUCUCUCUAGGGUCCACUCUUAUUCAUCAUUUAUAUCCUGUAUACAUGAUUGGCAGUUGUAGUGUUAGGCCAUGGCCUGGUUCAGAUGAUUUACUGUCAUAAAUCGUGUUUCAGGAUGGUUACCAGGAACCAUCAGAGCAAAUCUCUGGCUCUUGUGCUCCCCUCCUCCUCCUUUGUGUUUGAAAUGAUGAGUGAAAACUUUCACUUUAGUUCAAACCAUAGUUCUGCAUUUGAUAAAGACUUUAAGAGAUAAUGGUUUGUUUAAAACAAAUCAAAUCUCAUAUAUCCUACUUUAUCUAACUUUGGUUAGAACAAAUCCCAGUUCAAUGAGUUCAGAAGUAACCUAGAACUGUGGAUGAUUCUAAAGUAAAAAUGGACUUUGCACUCUCCUGCGCAGUGGAGGAGAGGGGAGUGGGGUCAUGUCCAGGACUUUCCAUGUCUCCCCCCCCCAAUCACUUAACCAUGACUUAGGUCAAGGAUAGGGGGCCCAUGUAUUGCAAAUCCUAUCAUGUCUGACCAUUGGCUAUGCUGGCUGGCUCUGAUGGGAGUUGGAAUCUAACAGCAUCUUUUGGACAUGAUGUUGGCUGCUCUUAGUGGAUAAAUGUGUGGGAUAACUGUUCAUUAAACAGACUUUAAGGAUUAUACAUUACAGAUGUAAUUUUGUGUUACAGAGAAUUUUUAGAGAGAUUUGCAUUAAUCAGUGAUGCUAUUCCUGACCAGCACCCAGGAGAAAAUAUAUUUCAUGUAGUACAUACUGGGAAAAUCUUCAGUCAUCUUAACCUUGAUUUGAGGAAUUCUGGGUUUCAUCCUCAAAAUCCCAUUGAAAAAUAUAUUCUCGGGUAAGGAUGGUUUUUAAUAAUGUCCAUUUUCUUAAAGUAUCAUACUAGCAAAAUGUCAUCUGUAUGGAUAGCUAUGCAUGCUAGUUGGUAGUUUGCCAAAAUCAAAGAGUCUUCUGUCCCUAAUGUAUGCUUGCUACCCUUAUUAGUCUCUGCAAAUUAGACAAGUUUCGGAAUUAGAGGUUGUGUUUAUUGAAAUGUGUCAGUCAACCUUGUGGUGCCUGUUUUAAGUGAUCAGUUUGUAAUUUACUUAAAAGACCACUGUAAACAGUUAAAAUCUUUGGCAGGGAUGUAAAGACACUUGUACUGUAAUGUGGAAUUGUUUUAAUAGUAAAUCUAGUUAUAUAAUAGUUAGAUAAGAGGAAAGAUGCAGUAAAUCUAAUUUUUAAAAUGGAACCUAUGGAGGGAGGGAAGGAGGUCUAAGCGUUUCUAAGAACCCUGUAUUUUAAUGUUUGAAAUCACUAUGUUUUAUAUGUAUAUAUAUUUUCUUUCAAAUAGAUAUAUAUAUAUAGAGAGAGAGAGAGAGAGAGAGAGAGAGAGAGGUAUCAGUUUACCUUUGAGUCAUGAAAAAUAUUGUGUACCACUUUUCAACAAGCCUAGUUAUUCUUGCAUCUGAUUUGGCUUAAGCUUCACCUGCAUCAUAUGUCAAUCUGUUAGCAAAGGCAGCAGUAGUUGGCCAUCAUAUGCUUGUGCAAGAAUUUCCUAUGAGUCUCUCAGAUGCGGCUGCAAUUCUCCUUUUAAAGCCUCUGUUAUUGGGUAGAAUUCAACGUUGUCCUCUUGUGGUUCAGUCUGUGCAAGCAUUGCAGUUUGCCAGAUGGAGCAAUCCUUUCCUCCCCCAAAUGCUGUUGGGGGUGGGUUUCUCCUGACUCCUCUGAACCAAUUUGUGGGGAAGGAGGGAGAAGCACCGCUGAACAAGCAGAAAUCCUUGUGCAGGGCUGCCGCUGGAGGGGCUGGUUAGGUGAAUCCCACCCUUAGUUUCCUUAUAUCUGAUAGUUUUUAUUGUUUCAGGUGCGGUUCUUUAAAUCUGAGAUUUAAUACACAGGUUAACUUUGAAAACAUGAAAGUGAUUCUUGGUGGUUCUUUCUGCAGAUCUGGAAUAACACAGCAGCUUUUUGUAAUCUCUGAAGGCUUGCUUCUGUCAGCUUACCACAGUUCUCCAUGUCCUGUUCCCAUUUUAAAAUGGAUGUUUCAGGUAAGAUGCAUCUUAUUUAAUGUUGCAUUGGAUAUCAUGAAUCCGGAAGCCUUAUUAGACUGAACUACAGUUAGUUUAUACCUUACAGUUUAGCUUUCUAGAUUGCUCAUGUUCUGCAUGCACACACUCCCUGGAUCCUGGAGCAUGAGCUGUUGGUAAAUCCUGAGAAUUAAAGAUCUGGCAUAUAAAAUAAUUCUUCAGUUACAGUUCAUUCUGCAUUAACUCCUAUCUAAUUUAGGAAGUGUGAGCACACUUUUAAACUAGUCACUUAAUGUCAGAAAUGUGAAAUGCCUUGCAUUUCAUGUUGAUCACUUGCUUACCUCUUCUCUCUGCACUGCCAGCAACCUCCAGGCUAUUAUUUCUCUCCAUACUGGCACUGUUUCACGAGUCAUAGGAAGGAUGCCAUAAGUGCAGUCAAACCUCAGUUGUCGAACCUAAUCCGUUCCGGAAGCCCGUUUGGCUUCAGAAAUGUUUGACAACUGAGGCGCGGCUUCCAAUUGGUUGGAGGAGCUUCCUGCACUUAAGCAGAAGCUGCAUCAGAUGUUCAGCUUCCGAGAAACGUUCAAAAACUGGAGCAUUUACUUCCUGGUUUUUGGCAUUUGGGAGCGGAAAUGGAGGCGUUCGGGAGCUGAGGUUUGACUCUGUACACCAAAGCUGUAUUCUCCUCAGGAAAGGGGAUCAGAUUUGAAAGCCUAUUGUAUCUUUACUGACAUACCAAAAUAGUUUACACAAGGGAAGACAUGGGAUGAAAUAGACUAUUACAGUAUAUGAUUGACUUCAGACAUCCCUAAAAAAGCCAAACCUUAACUCCUUUUGCAAAAGAAAGUUUUGCGAUUUGAACUUCCUGAGCUUUCACAGUAGAUAGAUUGGAGGUACUUGAGCUAAAUAGGAAGGUAAAGAUGGAGAAUAUUCUGUUUGGCUGGAGUCUUUUUAGGAUGGCUCUCUUAACACUUGCAGAUCUGUCAGAAUUUCAGUUUUGUUUAAAGAUUUAUGCCCCACAUUUUGAUUGCAAGCCAAUUUGUAGCAGAAUCCAGAGUAUCCUUUCCUUUCCUUUUGUAAUCCCAGAGAAACGGGUGGCUGGAACAGAGUUCUAUUUGGCUGGGAAAGUAAAGCAAGCUCCCGUUAGCUGCUCAUUUUGUGGCCAGGCUGGUCUUCCCAUUGCUAUCAUACCCUUCCUGUGCAAGAGGAGAUGCAGCCUCCCAAUGAUCUCCUAGCCAGUGACAGACACUAGAGCACCAUUACCUUUCAGUUCUUGUAUUGCAUAUAAGUUCUUCUUAGAAGUGUUUGAUUUUGUAAUAUGCUAUCAAAUCCACCUGAAAAUUGUCAAAUGAUUCCAUUUAGCUUUAGAGCAUUCUUUUUAAAGAAGUUAGCCUAUUAUUCUCUCCCACUCUCUUGUCCUUUUCUCAAGCUUACACUUAACUUCUUAAGUUCAUUAUGUAUAAACUUUAUGGGCCUGAAUACCUGUCCCCAGGAAAUACCCAGGAUAUCUUUCAGUUUGGAAGUCAAGGAUUUAAGAGCGCUGCCUUCGCUUUCCCCCUUAUAUAGCAAACUGGAAGAAUAUUUAAAAGACCAAAACUAGAGCAGCAAUGGUUAAUCUUAUUUGCAUUGAUCAACACUAUUCUGGCACAUCAGAUCACAUUUGUACUGUAUUUCAGUAAUUCUUCAUCACAAUGCAAGAAUACUGAAUAUGCAAAAGUUCUAAUUGUCUUAGAUGACCUUCAGUUUUGUUUCAAUUAAACAGAUGAUGUCAAUUCAUCCAGACAGUUCAUUGUCAAGAAAGAUUUUGGAUAUGUUGAUGUCAUUAACAAUUAAAACUGGUGAGUAUUUGAAACUAAACUUCAGGAAGAACUUGUAGUUUUUACACACUGGGAAGAACUUUUAAUUUUUACCCAUUGGGAAGAACUUGUAGUUUUUACACAUUGACACAAAGUCCUGCAACAGUCUUCUCACUUUUCACAUAAUUCAUUCAAAUGUAAUUUGGUUGUUUUACCAUCUAAUAGAAUUAUUUUUAGUUUAAUGUGGCUCACAAGGUUCCUUGUUAGGCACAGCAAUCUGGUGAUGAAGAUUCAGCCACUUCCUAAGCCCUUCUGGCUCACUGUAAUCAGGGAAUGGUGGGAAGGCCUUCUUUUCUUAAUUUUUCUUCUGCCAUUUUUCUUCCAGUUGUGGUAGAUGGGAAAGAAUUAACUUGCCAGCUCUAGGGCUUGGAUAGCUUUUGGGAGAGUAUCGGGAAUGAGGGGUUUUAGGAUUCUGCAAAUCCACAGCUGUCCUUGGAAUACCCUGUUUCAGGCUGCAUUUUCAACGGGCAUGCUGGGGAGCCUUCCUCUUCAUCAAUUAAGCAGCAUCUAAACUGCCACAUAAGGCCUCUUCAGCCACCAAAUGUCAGUUGUAGGAUCUCGCCCUAAGCCUUCUUCUGGUACAAAAUAUUUACCACUGAAUGAGCAGUAGAGCUAUUAGUUCAUGUGGGGAUGAGGAUGUGCAUUUACAAGGAAAUCGCAUUGUUUCUCUUGAUAAGUUGAGAUAAAAAAACAAACUACCGUAUUUUUCCGUGUAUAAGACGCCCCCAUGUAUAAGAUGCCCCCUAUUUUGGGGGACUCCAAAUUAGGAAAACACCCCUUAGCACUACCUGUGUAUAAGACGAGCCCCAAUUUUAAACCUAAUUUUUUGGUUUAAAAAUCUAGUCUUAUACACGGAAAAAUAUGGUAUAUUAUGAGACCAUGACCGGUACAGACUAUAUAAAUAUUUCUGUAUCUUUUCUGUGUUGAUAUGCUUAUAUAUUUUCUGCCAUCUUUCCCAGGUUAAUCACACUGACAGCUUAUUUGCUGCUUUGAAGAGGAUUGUGCUUUUGUAGUACAAAUGUACAAGAGUGGUGGGAAAAUAUUAAAAUAGUACCCUUUGCCUUAGAAAACACAAUUACAGUGUCCCAAAGAACGUACCAUGCUCAAGUUGCAUUCUGCUGUUUACUUAAUGCUCUUGAGUCUCCUCCGCUAUCUUCAUAAACUACUUAAAGCAGAGCUCAUGUCUGAGGGAACUCCAUACAUUAGCACUGGUAUGCUCAUUGUGCUUUCUGUUCCUCUGGUUUGGGAAUAAAUAGCCAAGUGUUAUCUCUCUGCAGCUUCAGCUAGCAACGACCAGCCAAGGCCAUGGAUUCCAUCAAUAUUUGAUAUAGCAACUGUGCUACUGAAUAUGGGUGUUCCUUUCAGUGCACUAUUUCCUCUGCAAGAUUUUCAACCUAACUUUUCUGAGGAUGAUAUAGUGUAAGUGUUUAGCAUCAUAUCAGUUUUUUCAAUGGAUUCAUUAGGGAACCAUAGAAAUAUUUGCUACUUUUGUAAGGUUCCGAUUAGUAUGUUUCUGUGGUUUGCAUUUAAGUAGGUAUUUAAUGCUGUGAUUUUAUUACAGUGGUACCUCGCAAGACGAAUGCCUCGCAAGACGGAAAACUCGCAAAACGAAAGGGUUUUUGGUUUUUUGAGUUGCUUCGCAAGACAGUUUUCCCUAUGGGCUUGCUUCGCAAGACGGAAACGUCUUGCAAGUUUGUUUCCUUUUUCUUAAAACCGUUAAUACAGUUGCGACUUGACUUCGAGGAGCAACUCAUAGCACGCGGUGUGGUAGCCUUUUUUGAGGUUUUUGAAGACUUUGGUGAUUUUUGAAGCUUUUCCAAAACUUUUCCGACACCGUGCUUUGCAAGACGAAAAAAACCGCAAGACGACAAAACUCGCGGAACGAAUUAAUUUCGUCUUGCGAGGCACCACUGUAUCUUUUUUUGUCUCCUGAUACAUAUUUUCCUCUGUCCUGAGACCUCAAAAUGUAGACUCAAAUUAAACAACAUUCUAAGUUUUAUGUUCUAUAACGUCCUACAAAUGUGCCAAGGCAGAGCUUUUUAUAGUAGUUCAUUUUGUCAAAGUGUAAUAAAUUUAAUGAGGGAAAUCCUUUUUUGCUAGAUCUGAAAUGCAUGAGACUAUACAGAAAAAACCAAGUGGAGACAUCUUUGGAAACUCGGUUCCUAUCUUUCAUCUAAUAGACACCAACCUUUGCAAUAUAUCCAAGGUGAGAGAGACCCCCCACUCUUUUUCCUGUUUUUGAAAGUUCUCUUGUAUAAGAGAAGCAUAUGUGGUGAUUGCUGGUGAUAGUCAUGAUUCACUUGGACAGCUAAACUUAGUAGCUGGUUGAUCUUGACUGUUAAAGCUUUUAAAAAAGAACGUUAUUUCAAUGAGCAGUAUGUUUCUUAUUGGUAGUUAGCAGAAAUUGACCCCUGAUAGGUUCAAGGACAGACAAACCUAGUAAGUUUCACAUCAAAGGAAUAAACACUGUCUGCACUUGUAAUACGCAACUGAGAUAAGAUUCAAUAUUGCUUAAAGAAGAAGUUUUAUUAUCAUCUCAUUUCUCCCCUUAAGUUUCUGCGGCUCUGUAUAAGCAUGUACCCAGAAGGUUACACGGACAAAGAAAUAUUUAUGUUGCUGUUGCUGCUGCUUAAACUGAGUUUGGCAAAAGAGCUGAAACAAUUUCCCCUAGUGGACUUGGAAUGCCUUGUUAUAAAACUACUGGAAAAUAUCAGAGAGUGGGAUACCAAGGUAACUGCAUCAAUAAGUGUUUAGUGUAAUCUGUGUAAAAUUGAGCUUAAUUUUGCCAAAACCUCCAGAAUUUGUGUGUUUAGCCAUGCCUUGAGGGAACUGCUGCUUUGGUUGAGCUCCAAAAGAAAUAUAAUACUUUAAAAUUCCAAUCAUUUGCUGAUAAAUACUACUUGUAUUGGAGACACUGAUUGGAAAUAUUCUUUUUUGUCUAAGAAGUAGUAGAUGUGUUAAACUGCAGCUACAGCGGCAGUGAAGAUAACAUGGUAACCAAUUUUUAUCUCAAAAGUAAGCAUAGAUAUUACAAGAGUGCAUUGUAUCCCAUAACAUGUUGUUGUCGUUUAGUUGUGUCCGACUCUUCGUGACCCCAUGGACCAGAGCAUGCCAGGCACUCCUGUCUUCCACUGCCUCCCGCAGUUUGGUCAAACUCCUGCUGGUAGCUUCGAGAGCACUGUCCAACCGUCUCGUCCUCUGUCGUCCCCUUCUCCUUGUGCCCUCCAUCUUUCCCAACAUCAGGGUCUUUUCCAGGGAGUCUCCUCUUCUCAUGAGGUGGCCAAAGUAUUGGAGCCUCAGCUUCACGAUCUGUCCUUCCAGUGAGCACUCAGGGCUGAUUUCCUUAAGAAUGGAUAGGUUUGAUCUUCUUGUAGUCCAUGGGACUCUCAAGAGUCUCCUCCAGCACCAUAAUUCAAAAGCAUCAAUUCUUCGGUGAUCGGCCUUCUUUAUGGUCCAGCUCUCACUUCCAUACAUCACUACUGGGAAAACAGUAGCUUUAACUAUACGGACCUUUGUCGGCAAGGUGAUGUCUCUGCUUUUUAAGAUGCUUUCUAGGUUUGUCAUUGUUUUUCUCCCAAGAAGCAGGCGUCUUUUAAUUUCGUGACUGCUGUCACCAUCUGCAGUGAUCAUGGAGCCCAAGAAAGUAAAAUCUCUCACUGCCUCCAUUUCUUCCCCUUCUAUUUGCCAGGAGGUGAUGGGCCCAGUGGCCAUGAUCUUCGUUUUUUUGAUGUUGAGCUUCAGACCAUAUUUUGCGCUCUCCUCUUUCACCCUCAUUAAAAGGUUCUUUAAUUCCUCCUCCGUUUCUGCCAUCAAGGUUGUGUCAUCUGCAUAUCUGAGGUUGUUGAUAUUUCUUCCACCAGUCUUAAUUCCGGCUUGGGAUUCAUCCAGCCCAGCCUUUCGCAUGAUGAAUUCUGCAUAUAAGUUAAAUAAGCAGGGAGACAAUAUACAGCCUUGUCGUACUCCUUUCCCAAUUUUGAACCAAUCAGUUGUUCCAUAUCCAGUUCUAACUGUAGCUUCUUGUCCCACAUAGAGAUUUCUCAGGAGACAGAUGAGGUGAUCAGGCACUCCCAUUUCUUUAAGAACUUGCCAUAGUUUUCUGUGGUCGACACAGUCAAAGGCUUUUGCAUAGUCAAUGAAGCAGAAGUAGAUGUCUUUCUGAAACUCUCUAGCUUUCUCCAUAAUCCAGCGCAUGUUUGCAAUUUGGUCUCUGGUUCCUCUGCCCCUUCGAAAUCCAGCUUGUACUUCUGGGAGUUCUCGGUCCACAUACUGCUUAAGCCUGCCUUGUAGAAUUUUAAGCAUAACCUUGCUAGCAUGUGAAAUGAGUGCAGUUGGGCAGUAGUUGGAGCAUUCUUUGACACUGCCCUUCUUUGAGAUUGGGAUGUAGACUGAUCUUCUCCAGUCCUCUGGCCACUGCUGAGUUUUCCAAACUUGCUGGCAUGUUGAGUAUAGCAGCAUCAUCUUUUAAAAUUUUAAAUAAUUCAGCUGGAAUAUCAUCAUUUCCACUGGCCUUGUUAUUAGCAGUGCUUUCUAAGGCCCAUUUGACUUCACUCUCCAGGAUGUCUGGCUCAAGGUCAGCAACCACACUACCUGGGGUGUACGACACAUCCCUAUCUUUCUGGUAUAAUUCCUCUGUGUAUUCUUGCCGCCUCUUCUUGAUGUCUUCUUCUUCUGUUAGGUCCUUACCACUUUUGUCAUUUAUUAUGGUAAUCUUUGUAUGAAAUGUUCCUUUCAUAUCUCCAGUUUUCUUGAACAGAUCUCUGGUUUUUCCCAUUCUAGUGUUUUCCUCUGUUUCUUUGCAUUACUUGUUUAAGAAGGCCUUUUUGUCUCUCCUUGCUAUUUUUUGGAAAUCUGCAUUCAGUUUCCUGUAUCUUUCACUAUAUCCCUCGCAUUUUGCUUUCCUUCUCUCCCCCGCUAUUUGUAAGGCCUCGUUGGACAGCCACUUUGCUUUCUUGCAUUUCCUUUUCAUUGGGAUGGUUUUUGUUGCUGCCUCCUGUAUAAUGUUACGAACCUCCAUCCAUAGUUCUUCAGGCACUCUGUCCACCAAAUCUAAAUCCUUAAACCUGCUCCUCACUUCCACUGUGUAUUCAUAAGGGAUUUGAUUUAGAUUAUAUCUUAUCGGCCCAGUGGUUUUACCUACUUUCUUCAGUUUAAGCUUGAAUUUUGCUAUGUGUGGUGUAGUGGUUAAGAGCGGUGGACUCGUAACCUGGUGAACUGGGUUCGAUUCCCCGCUCCUCCAUAUGCAGCUGCUGGGUGACCUUGGGCCAGUCACACUUCUUUGAAGUCUCUCAGCCCCACUCACCUCACAGAGUGUUUGUUGUGGGGGAGGAAGGGAAAGGCGAAUGUUAGCCGCUUUGAGACUCCUUAGGGUAGUGAUAAAGCGGGAUAUCAAAUCCAAUUUUUUUAAAAAAAUUUUUUAAGAAGCUGAUGAUCUGAGCCACAGACAGCUCCAGGUCUUGUUUUUGCUGACUGUAUAGAGCUUCUCCAUCUUUGGCUGCUGAGAAUAUAAUCAAUCUGAUUUCGAUGCUGCCCAUCUGGUGAUGUCCAUGUGUAGAGUCAUCUCUUGUGUUGUUGGAAAAGAGUGUUUGUGAUGACCAGCUUAUUCUCUUGGCAGAACUCUUAUUAGCCUUUGCCCUGCUUUUGAACUCCAAGGCCAAACUUGCCAGUUGUUCCUUUUCUCUCUUGAUUCCCUACUUUAACAUUCCAAUCCCCUAUAAUGAGAAGAACAUCCUUCUUUAGUGUCAUUUCUAGAAGGUGUUAUAAGUCUUCAUAGAAUUGGUCAAUUUCAGUUUCUUCAGCACCAGUAGUUGGUGCAUAAACUUGGAUUACUGUGAUGUUAAAAGGUCUGCCUUGGAUUCGUAUCAAGAUCAUUCUAUCAUUUUUGAGAUCGCAUCCCAGUACAGCUUUCACUACUCUUUUGUUGACUAUGAGGGCCACACCAUUUCUUUUACGGGAUUCUUGCCCACAGUAGUAGAUAUGAUGGUCAUCCGAACUGAAUUCGCCCAUUCCCAUCCAUUUUAGUUCACUAAAUGGACCCAGGAUGUAAAUAUUUAUUCUUGCCAUCUCAUUUUUGACCACAUCCAACUUCAUGGUUCUUACAUUCCAAGUUCCUAUGCAAUAUUUUUCUUUACAGCAUUGGACUUUUCUUUCGCUUCCAGGCAUAUCUGCAACUGAGCGACCUUUCAGCUUUGGCCCAGCCGCUUCAUCAGCUCUGAAUCUACUUGUAUUUGUCCUCCACUCUUCCUCAGUAGCAUGUUAGAUGCCUUCUGACCUGAGGGGCUCAUCUUCCAGCGUCAUAACUUUUAUAUGCCUGUUGUCUUUGUCCAUGGAGUUUUCUUGGCAGGGAUACUGGAGUGGCUUGCCAGUUCUUGCUCCAGGUGGAUCACGUUUGGUCAAAACUCUCCCCUAUGACCUGUCCAUGUUGGGUGGCCCUGCACGGCAUAGCUCAUAGCUUCUCUGAGUUAUUUAAGCCCCUUCACCAAUACCAUUAUUAAAGGAUAGCCAUUGCCUCUUGUGUGCAUUGCAUUGAAACUUUUAGAUUUUUUGCAGUUGCUCUUAAUUGCUACUAAUGACUGUUUCUCUUGUCUUGCUUGUAAGAUGCCUGAGUUAUGCCGUGCAAUAAGUUACCUGUCCAGCCACCAUCAUGAUCUCUUAGGGCUGGUUCAGUUUGUCCCAAACUGGAUGACACGAGGAAGGUAAGCCUCACUGCAAUACAGUUCACUUUGCAUGUCACUUCAAAACACACAGAGAAACCACUACAUUGCAGAAAAUAAUCUUUACUUAAAUGUUAUCGUUUCAGACAAAUAAGAAGGCAUCUUAGCUUGGUAGUAAUCUUGAAGCUUCUUAAAACCCAUGUGAAAAUACCCAGCAGCCAUGACCAGCAGGUACUGUACAAACUUGCUUUAUUAACAUAUUGAGUUCUUAAGAGUUACCUUUAUUCCACUAAUCCAUGAUCGACAUUGAUGAUCAUAAGCAGCUUGCAUGACUUUCCUUGGGAGGGCAUAAAAUCCCAGAAGAACUCUUCUUUCUUUCAACCCCUUUUUCCUUUUGUAUUCCUUUUUGUGAACAAGGGAAACCUAGUUUUUGCUAUUUACAUAGAGAUAACUAGGCUUCCCUCAUUCAGGGACAGAGUAUUUUUGCUCUUACCAAUCCUAGGGCUUCCUUAAGUCACAAACUAAAAGAGGUGUUUAUUCCAAAUUGUGUCCAGCUCCUCCUGCUUUUUAGAGGCUGACUUCAGCAUCCAUCAGUUCUAAGGGAAAUCCUCUCUAAUCUAUUUUGAACAUGCUGCUUCUGUUCCUCUGCAAGCUUUUGAGUUGCUUCAGUGCUGUCUUGGUAUAUUUAUUCUGUUUUUAAAAUGUAUAUUGUCACUUUUCUUGAUAAAAUAAACUCAAAUUAUGUGCACCCAUCUUGUUUGGAUUACUACCCAGAGCUGCUGCUCAUCAGUACAACUUUACUCUGCUUGCUGUUACCGUCCCUCCUGCUCUCUUUCUCAUUCUCGAUGACUCCCAAUAAGAUGUUUGUCUUGAUUCAUGUAACUUCAAAGUAAACUAGAACCCAAGAAUUCUCAGGAUCCAUGAGCAUGAAUAAAAAUUUGGGAGAGCUCACAUACAUUAAUUAUCCUCCAGACUUUUGUCUUUAAAAAUGAUUUAGGCUUUCUCUUCUUAAUGGUGCCAAAAGCCAGGAAGUAUUAGUAAGCUGUGCUCCUCUCUAAUCUGUCCCCCCCCCCCUUCUUCCUGGGAUUACAUAGAUGUCACUUCUGUGUAAACAACUAGUGAAUAUGAAACCUUCGAAUCUGUUAAAGAGAAUAUCUGAGACAGUGGGACACCAUGAUGGUCUUAAAGAAGAGUCUUUUCUUCGUCAGUAUGAACCGGAGGUAAUCUCAGACACCAUUCCUGGAAAGCAGGGUCCCAGGGUCAAACUUAAGGCAGGCUGGGAACCAGAUGGGCAUUGAGUUGUUGGUUAUUUGUGUUUAGGAGAUGCUCAUAUCUCAGAAGGCAAGCAUUGGCAAGGUGGGAUGAAGUGAAUGGAUGAGAAAAGAGAAAGGGCUAAGUUUUGUGUGUGUGUGCAGGGGAGUUACUACUUUUUUAUUGUAUUGAUUACCCAUUCGGGUAGAAUAAUAUAAUAUGCUCGAAGUUCUUUGCUCUGACCACAGCAGAUCAACAAAGCUGCUGAGCAGAUCAGCAGAGAACAUACUGCUUAUCUUAGCCAAUCUCAUUUAAGAAAUUAUUAGGACAGAGUUUGUCCAUGUUUUAGACUACCUAAAAACGUGUCUCUAUCAAGAUCAAACUGAUUCACACUUAGAGCCAAAAGUGAACUCCAGAUAACAACAAAUGCAUCAGUCACUCUUCCCAACAGUGUCUUCUCCUACUAAAAUGAGUGCCCAGAUAUCAAGAUUGACAUAGGUGCUGAUUCCUCUGCAGCUUGUGGAACAGUCCAGGAUGAGAGCUCCCCUAUGUUGCACUAUACAAUAUUGCCUUGUAAGCCUUCUUUUGGGCUGUGACCUAUCAAGAGGUAUAGACUGGGCUGUGUUAAUAACCUUUCUUGUAUUACAGCAAGCCCCUAAAGCCACAAUAAAGAAAAGGCUUAUUAUUGCCUACUCAUUUUGUUUACUCACCAAAGUCACAUUAAACACCACUGUAUGCUGGAAAUUGUCCUUAAUACUACCAAGGGCUGGUUCACAUGUGACCACCAUGUAGGUGGUACACUGGAUGCAAGUUUGUGUGUUGUCGGGGGGAGGAAUUGGCAGUAUGUGUGAUACAACUUUUUGUUUUAAUAGACUCUUCUGCUCAAGUUUUGUUGUAAAUGUGUUCUAUACAACUUAUGGCUUCAGCAAACACUAAUUGCUCUCAUUUCAGGAAUACAUGCCUUUCACACUACACAUAGACUCUUUAUUGCAAGCUGGCAUUAUAGAUGCAAAUACCUAUGUAAAUGCCCCAUAUUUGUGCAGUUUGUUUGCUCAAAAAAUGGUGAAUAAACUGAUUUACUUGUCUGGGCAUAUUUGCACCUAACUCCUGGUUUAUCUUAAAAGUUUUUUUGAUUUUUGUUCCUUCACCUGCUGCUUAAGAAUCAGUUCUUAAUCAAUUUAUAUUGAUGUGUGGGUAGUUGAAAGGGGUAAGACACAAGUAUUUGACUACUAAGAGCAGAAUGUGUAAAUCUGCUGCAAUUUUGCAUUGUUGGUAUACUUUGGUAAUUUUUGAAUCUCAGUGCUAUUUUUAAAGCAGUGGUAAACACACUCAGAUGUAUAGGCUGUUCAGUUUUCACUGAGCAUCUGCAAAAGUUGAACUGCCUUCUUUGUGAAAACUGAUUGGUUUCCCCCUCAAAGAAGUUGGCAGCAUCCUUACUACUAAGAGCUAGGCUGAAUACUUUCUGUUCAUUUUCUAGGCAUACUAUCUGGCCUAUGUUCUUCUUCACUUGGUCAGGGAAGCUAGCAAUAAUGAGGUUACAAAUUCUAACCACAGGGUAAGUAAUUUUUUGUAAACCACUUAGAGAUUGUAAUACAAUCAGGUGAUAUUUAAAUGUUGUGAAAUAAAUUAAAGUUAGUAUGUAUGUGCUUAUACAACAAAUUCAUGGAAAUGGUGGUCUCCUGGUUUUGGCUGGGGUUACAUUCCUCAUCAAGGUAAAAGGUUUGUUUUUAGAUUUAACUGUGCUCAUGAAGGCUCAAAUAUCUUCUGUAAACAUUUUAACCAUUUUAGCUGCAUGGGUUCCUAGUUUCUUUCUAGAUGCAAUAAUGCCCUAUAUAGUGUAGGAUACCCUUCCCCAAUACACAGCCUAUUUUGGGGGUGUUUAUUGUUCAAAUUGUUAGUUUCCUGGUCACCUUACAGAUUUUUAUAAUUGGAAAGACAGGAUGUAACUAUAACUCUCUAAGUAACACCUAAUACUUUUAAAAUCAUACUAUUACUGAAAAUGUAGAUAAUAACUUAAGUUUUAGGGAAGAUGUCACUUUGAAAUGCUUUUCCCAUUAUUUACACAUUUGGUCAGGAGAAAAUUAACUCUUUUAAUCUCACAUUUAGGAAUGGCUGGUGAAACUCUGCACUACUUUGGAAAAACAUGUAAAAUGUGAUAUUAGAGAAGAUGUUAGACUGUUCUAUAAAACUAAGGUGAGUAGUCUUGUACUUUUUUAAUCCCCAGAAGGUAAGAGUUAUUGUGAGGACUCUCUCUGCUCCCCCUUCCUUAUAUGCAGUCAAAUAUGAGUAACCUUGCACGUUUGAGGAGUUUGCUUCCAUUACUCCAACAUCCUAUCUUGGCCAGGGCAUGGGUUUUCUUUUGUGGACUCCUGAAUGCUGAUUUCAGGGCUGCUUCUCACACUUUUAUUAAAUUGCAAGAGUGCACUUCAGUCCUGCAUUUUUAGGUCUGAUGAGAAUAAGGUUGAAGCAGAUGAUGAUGUAAGCCCUAGGUAUCUGAUUCAUCUAUGUACGUAAGUACAUGUAUGUAAGUAAGCCCCACUGUGUUUAAUGAUGCCUACUCCGAGGUAAGAGUAUGUAGGAUUGCACCCUUAAGCAUCCUUUCCCCCAGUUGGUUUCAAUCGGUUUGUUUUCUCUUUCUAGGUAAAAGACUUAGUUGCUAGAACAUACAGCAAAUGGCAACAAAUGAUUCACAGUUCUCGGCUUACUCAGGUACUAUGCAGUUAAAACAGCUUUUCACAUUGCUGUGUGAUUUACAGAUUUACAGAAAUAUUGUAAGUCUUCAAUGUAAUGGUAAUGACAGACUUCUGCAAGGGUGUCUUUGUGGCAUAUUAUAAUGAAUAAGAUGCUUUUCUAAGAGGUGAGCAGCUCUAUAGAUUUGCUAAUAGAAGUUUGGAUGUCAAAAUAAUGCUUGAGGGGUAUGUAGCAUGCAUUAUAUAUAUAUAUUAAAAACCAUUCUGUAACAGCCUGGAAUUACUCAAGAAUGAAGUGUAACUCAUUGGCUAAGGAAACAAAUUAGUGCAAAUGUGCCUGGAAAGAUGAAUGCAUCACUCACGCAUGCCCUAAAGUAUCAGACUAGAAGCAUAGAAAUCUUAACACUGUGCAAGCUGAAAAUGUAAACGUGGAAAGGGACAGAAAUUGCUUUACUGAAAAGAAAUAUAAUGCUUAGUUAGAUUACAAUGCUUAGUUAGUUAAGCCUUUAAACUGGAAGCUGUGUUGCUCUGUAUGUCAAAGAGGACAUAAAUUCCAACAAGCUAGAACUCCAAAACUAGUUUAGAACUGAGGACAUACUAUCAUUCCCCUGGCCAAAAUGCUCAGGCUGAUCUUGUGAUGUAGAAGGAAAUCAAUGAGGCAUGCAAAGGAAAAAGUGCUGCAGUAAUGUGUGGCUUCAGUUAUCUUCACAUAGACUGAGUGCGUGUGUAUUUCAGUCGUGACAAGGAGGUAUCCUAAAUGACUGUGUCCUAGGACAUGUAACCAGCCAGAAAGGUGACAGCCCUGGACUUAAUCCUAAAGUGGCACCCAGGAUCUGCUGUGAGAUAUGUGUUGUCGAACCAAUUGGUAACUGUGGCCAUAGUGCUACCAAAUUCAACAUAUAUGUAAGUGGACAAUUGCCAAGGAAGUCCAAUAUGGUCACAUUUUACUUCAAAAGCAGAAACUUGCCUCAAAUGAGAAGUUUGGUAAAAACCACAUUUAAUAGAAGCUCAACUACAAUGAAUACCACAGACCAAGAAAGGCGCUACUAGGGAUAAUUAGGAAAGGAACUGAAAAGUUCCAGUGUCAUAAUACCAUUAUACAAAUCUGGAAUACUGUGUAAAGUUCUGGUUGCUUCACCUCAGAAAGGAUACAGUAAAGUUGGGGAAAGUGCAGAAAAGGGCAACAAAAAUGAGCAAGGUGUUCAUGCAUCUCCCCUCAGAGCCAUCUAAUGAAAGUUAUUUGCAUUAGGUUUAGGACAAGCAAAAUGAAGUAUUUCUAUGGUAUGAAUUGAAGUGUGGUAGUGGUCAUUGGUAGUGGUCAUUAAAAGAGGAUUUGACUGAUUCAAGGAGAAGAAUGAUGGCUAUGUGAAACCUCUAGAUUCAGAGGUAGCAUGCCACACUCAGAGUAUAAACAGAAGAGGACUAUUGUAUUGUUUUCAUGACCUCAUCAUGGGCUUUCUAGAGGCAUCUGAUUGGCCACGGUGUGGAAACAGGUGCUGGAAUAUAUAGAUACAGCUGACUCUCAACUUACACUGGAGAUACGUUCUGGGGAUAGUAUGUAGAGCCAAAAUCACGUAUAGUCAGAACAUUGAGUUCAGUGGCAAGUGGGAGUGCCAACGUUUUUUUCCUGGACACCCCCCCCCCUUUCCACCUCCGUUUUAUUUAUUUUUAGUAUUUUUGCCAAGCACAUAAAGCUGAAUGUACAUAAAUUGCAAGUUAUCUGUACAUACAUGUCUUUGGUCUUAUAUAGGGCUUCUAUUGAAUUAACUAAAGUUUUGUUUUUUGGUCUAAACCAAUUUUGAAGUUCAAUUUAUUUUUAUCGUAGGGGCAGAUUCAUGAUUUUUGGGUCCCAGACGCUUCAAAUGGAUAG
This is a messenger RNA of Podarcis lilfordi (Lilford's wall lizard), 32705 nucleotides long. The record is from the annotation of a GenBank genome assembly. NCBI's taxonomy places the organism in Eukaryota, Metazoa, Chordata, Lepidosauria, Squamata, Lacertidae.